Molecule: messenger RNA, 2913 nt
Organism: Aplysia californica (California sea hare)
Lineage: Eukaryota; Metazoa; Mollusca; Gastropoda; Aplysiida; Aplysiidae
Product: 4-coumarate--CoA ligase 4
Biological process (GO): fatty acid metabolic process
Molecular function (GO): medium-chain fatty acid-CoA ligase activity
Source: RefSeq, a predicted model, not a curated record
CUGGCAUUGCAUCAGAGAGCACGGUAUACGAUAUUUUAAUAGUAAUAGUAAUAUUCGUCUCUAUCCUUACCAGAGUCCGACCCACAUUUUGCAGUCAGGAAGUCGUGUUUUAUAUAAACUCGUGAUAUAGAAAUGGAAAAACCCUCAUAGACAUUUAAUUGUUGCUUCGCGACGGUUGGCUUGGCCUCAGAGCUUGUAUUUAACUAGAGAGGCAUGCUUUGAUAGCUCAUAGACGCAGGAUAGUUGGCUGUCGUUCACACGUCACACACUGAAGCACAUCAGAUUCGGCAUUUUCGGACAAAGCAACCAUGAUAGAAGAACUGGACACAGUGUUGAAAAGGUUGCAGUACUUCGCGGAACACAUUCCAGACAAGGAAUUUUUUAUCUUCUAUGGCAGCGAGCCUGGACAACGGUCAGCGUUCACAGCACGACAGGUCUACACAUUGUCUGGUAGGUUUGCGGCCAGACUACACCAACAAGGGUUCCAGCGUCAUGACGUCAUCGCCAACACCCUGCCAAACUCACCGGAGCGGGUCAUCACUGAUCUGGGUGUCAUGAUGUGUGGGUGUACGCCGAUGAAUGGACAGGUGUUACUCGCAGACGGAGAAGAUUUCUUCCAGUCUGCCCGAGUCAGUCGUUGCCAGGGCAUCAUCGUCUGCCCUUGUGACUCCCAGUCUGGCUGGAGACUGGUGAAAAGGUUUACCUCUCUGGGAGCAGGCGGAGAAAAUACGACAUCUGGUGAUGGUCUUGACUUCUUGUCCCUCUCCUGUGAAGGUGUAGGCGCCCCUGAGUUAAAGACGGCGAUUUCAAUAACCGAAGAAAAUUCUGGAUCCAAAAAAUCAUUUUUAUCUGGCCUGAUGACUAGCACAGAUGAACCUUAUACAGGCCAGGUGGAGCCUGACGACGUUCUCAUGGUGUUCACCACCUCUGGCAGCACGGGAUACUCGAAGCUGGUUCCUCGGACACAUAAGGAGGCCAUAUCAUUGCACAUAGAUUGCUACGGAGAGUUCGACGAGGAGGAGAUUAAAAAGCCAAAAGCAGCCAGAUACAGUGACGCUCGGCUUGGCUGGGCAGGAGGCUACCCCUACGUCACGUACAUCCUAAGCACGACACGAGUAAUGAAAAACUAUUUGGUUCCACAAGACGAAACAAAGCAUGCCCAUGCCAUCUGGACAGCAAUCUGCAAUGAACAGUGUCCAUCUGCCAGCAUCCAGCAAGUGGAUAUUGAUAAUGUUCUGAAAUUUGCUGAAACAUCAACUGACUUGGACGGCAGUAAGCUGAAAAUGUUGAUUUCCUCGGGUCGCCCAUUGAAUAAGCGCCAGGUCCGAAAGAUGCACAAACUGUCAGGGCGUGUAAUGGUCGGGUACGCAGCGACAGAGUGCGGCCUUAUUGCCAUGGGCUGUGCAUUUGAGGACACAGAAGACUUUUACUGUGGUAAACCUGCCAAGGGUAUCCGCAUCCGCAUCGUAGACAGUGAAGGAAAUGAUCUCAAGACUGGCGAGACUGGCACCGUGUGGGUGAAAGGAGGGCCCUACAACAUUGUGCAAGGUUAUUUCAAUAAACUGGAGGAUCCUGACCCCAAAACUCUGAAGGUGUCCGACCCUGUUUUGUACCACAAGAUCUGCGCUUGCGUGAGAACGGCAAAAGGAAGUGACUUUAGUGAGACCAAGCUUCGAGAGUUCUGCGAGACGCUCUUUGUGGAAAGUACAUCGAACUCCAUCACGCCCAUGCCGGAGUAUUUCAUGAUUAUGACUGAGUUUCCACGAUCUCUCAACGGAAAGAUCAACAAGAGAGAACUGAGAAGACAAGCGGAGGAGAAAUUUUGCCCAUCAAUGAAUGUCAUUGAAGAUUGAGUUGUGAAGGACUCCGAUGAGAAAGUUUAAAUGAGGCGUGUCAAACUCAAUCGCUCAUGGGGCCAAACUCAAAUUACACUCAAAUUUUCGGGUCGAAAUGGACAAAAUAUUCAUUGAGCCGUGGAAAACGUAACCCUUUUAAAAAAAUAAAUAAUAAUGAUAUGAGUAAAAAAAACCCCAAAGUUAAGAUAGCAACAGUCUCUAAUAAAAAAUACACUUUUUUGCCCUAAUGCUAACUGGUUGGAUCUGGAUGUAAGGCAUUUUUUCUUAGCACCAUUUUCUGUAUUAUGGGGGUUCUCUAGUAGUACACCAUAUAAUAACGCCUUGUUUGAUAUCAUUUGCGCCGUAUUAUAAUUUAUUUUUGUGUCUUGACUCCAACACUUAAAACGAGGACAGCAGCACAGUUGUCGGGGUCAAUGUUCCACAGUUCUGUAUGUCUAAACAUACUGAUUUAGAAUGACCUCUUUCUGGAAGGUACACAUAUUAUUACGUGAAGGAAUACCACGAUAUGCCUCUGAUCAGCAUGCAGAGUCCUGUAGUUAAAUUAUAUUUUGCUUCUCAGCUGAGAUUUAUGCAAUGUCAUUCGGUUUCCUGAUGAUUUUGGAAAUUUUUUUUGUGAAUAUAAAAAAAAAUGUUUGAAACAACACAUGUUUAAAACAGGUAACCCCUCCUCCCUUCAGAUCCUUUCUCCGUGAUAGUCGAACUCCUUCAACACACGCCCAGUUUCUUAAUAUUGUGUCACAUUCAGUGUAGUCAUGUUGAUAGAACCAUAUCAGGCAGGAAUUAACAAAUAUCGUACAUAAAACGAAGAUAUCGUUAUCAGAUUGUUGGUUUCUGUGUGGAAAAUAGGUUAUGCAGCUUAUGUUCAGACUGAAUGUGAACACAAGAAAUGAAAGGUGGUUUCCAUGUGAUUUAAUGAUGUAAUUCAUGUUAUAUUCCAUCACUUAUAAAAUACAUUAACUUAGGUAUUCACGUACUUUAGAGUUGACAUUUUGUUAUGUUAUGCAAUAUGAAACCAUAUAUUCCUGACGAAACAAAUAAAUUAUAAUGUAAAAGUGUG